Penicillium nucicola is the source of this 840-nucleotide messenger RNA. RefSeq lists its product as uncharacterized. Lineage: Eukaryota; Fungi; Ascomycota; Eurotiomycetes; Eurotiales; Aspergillaceae. The transcript has 2 exons. The coding region runs from base 1 to 840 and encodes 279 amino acids. The record is from RefSeq and is a predicted model, not a curated record.
AUGAACAUGGAAAAGACCUCACUGGACCUCGAGUCCAAUAAACUCGAAUAUGAUCCAUGGCUGCUGGAGGACCAUCCACUGCGCUCGUAUCCGACGGAGUGUAUCCCCGGGCUAUCAACUUAUCUCUACGGACUCUACCAGUCGUGUUCGCUCAGGAAGACCUUCGUGCGAGCUGCAGUGCUCGUGCUGGGAUGUCUAGCCGCAUUCCAAUGCUUCCGAUUCCUCCGCUUCAACCUCCCCAAGGGACUUCCGCCCAUGGCUUCCGCGCCAACCGCGCAACCCCACGUCCAGCCUAGCGCAUGCACAUUCCCGACACUAGACACACGACCCCAAGCUCUGAAGAAGGCGCUUGGCAGCGGGUGCGACAGCCUCCGAACAGCCAUAUGGAUGUACGACGGCGAGCUACAGAUUGGCAAUGCCGUGGCUAGUCCCGAUCCCAAUGUCUUCCUUGACCGACUCGGCCUGGGCCCUCUUUUAGCAAACCUCGACGAGGCCGAGUCCCAACCACUCCAUUCUGAACCCCCGGUGAGCCCUCCGGGCGGUCUGAGUCGGACGUUCCUCUUGUUACUGGAUGCCAAGACUUCGCUUCAUGAGUUGUAUCCCUUGCUUGUUGGGCAGCUAGAUAGUCUGCGGCAACGGGGAUAUCUUUCGCAUUGGGAUGGGGAGACUGUGGUUCAGCGUCAAGUGACGGUUGUUGUUACAGGGGAUGCCUUCGCGGACACAGACUGCGCGAGUCACUCUUAUGCUGAUGUUUUCUGGUCGUUGCCGGAUGGACGCUUUUACCCCAGUGAUCUCACCAAGGAUGGCCUCCGACAUUUGUCGCCCAUUUGUAUAGCAUGA